Messenger RNA from Microcebus murinus (gray mouse lemur), 1023 nucleotides. The record is from RefSeq and is a predicted model, not a curated record. Lineage: Eukaryota; Metazoa; Chordata; Mammalia; Primates; Cheirogaleidae.
UUGGCUACUUACGCCACUCAUCCCAACCACCUCAGAGAAAGUUCUGGUUCAGAUACAAGGAUAAUUAUGGAGGAAUACGUAACUGAGAAAAGCACCAUCAUGCAAAUGUAAGUUGUGGGAUAGCACAGAUGGAAAACAUCCCAAAGGAGAGAAAAGAAUGAUUAGCUCUAGACUCGGGGUGGAUAAUGGAUGGGAGGAUGUCAACAAUACUCAUGCAGAAAAGGGACUUUUAGGUCCUCAGAGAGGAGAGAUGAAAGUAUUUGGCCAGUUGAUUUGGGGCCCGUUUCAUUUCCCUUGGAAAGGGAGUGCCUCGGCCGGCUGGGGGCGGCGGCUGAUUCUAGAGCGCAGGGAAACUGGUGCAGAGCUGGGAGCACAGGAAGCAGGGCCGACUGGCGCCUCAUGGCUUGGCUUGAGGCUCAAGGGAGCAGAGGAGAAGAGUCUACAUUUUCCUUUUGGGUCGCCCCGUCCUGCUCACCAGUCUUGGAAGGGAGACAGGCUUUCCAUCUGGUACUGCAGACUGCGAACUGGACUGGUGGGCUCCCUGGGCAGAGUCCCGCCCGGUGCUGCGCUGGGCAGGUGGUGGGUGGCGGUGGCAGCGAUGGAUGCUAGCGACGGAUGUGCGAGAGAGAGAGACAGACGGGACCGAUGGGGGGUAUAUGAUAAGCUGUGGGCACCAGAAUCGGAAACAAGACACAAGCAGACAUUCUUCCACCUACCCAGGAUAAUGCCACUGAAGACAGCCCUGUAUAGGAGAGGAAGAGCCCCGGAUUACACAUCCAGAGAUACGGGUUCCUGUGUGUGCUUUGCCCUGGCAUUGACCAUUUUGGUGUUGUUUUAGUGUCUCAUUUGAUAAAUAAGGAAAUUGGAGCAGAUGAGCAACACACCUCCAUAAUUAUGUGUUUUGAAAUCCUUAAAUGAGAUAAAUCUAUUGAAUGUCUGUGAAAGGCCAGACACUAUUAUAAUUCUAACUUAUUUUCAGCUAUGUAAGUGAUAUAAUUGGUUCUAGUUAAGUGCAUUUUCAUG